Molecule: messenger RNA, 882 nt
Organism: Haemonchus placei
Lineage: Eukaryota; Metazoa; Nematoda; Chromadorea; Rhabditida; Trichostrongylidae
Source: the annotation of a GenBank genome assembly
AUGAAUGUUAACGAUCGUCGGCGACGGUUUUAUGACAUAAACAUGGCCCUACAACCGUGUAGGCGUGGCCCCAUUGCUGGUAUCUUAGUAGAGAACAUCAUCUCUAUACUUAAUCAUACGCAAACACAAGAGAACAUUAUAGUUGAAGAGCCGAUUGGCUACAGUCCAACAACAAGAUCACCCAAGAAAGAUCUCACUCCACCAUCGCUUACUAAAGAAGAGAAGCAACCCGACGGCGAUCAUAACGGCAUCGACGUCAAAGACGAUAAAAAGGCUCGCCCAAUCCCUAUUGAGGACGCAGUCAGUGUCGAAAAAGAGCCAGUGGAUUAUCAGAGGGCUAAAGAAACCCAUAUAGAGAACGACCCCCUCGCAGUGGAACUUCUUGAAGAACUGGACGUAUCAGUGGAACCUACUGUGGCAGAGAGCGAAGCCUUGCAGCAGAGUAUACCAAUGGAACACGAACCGUACUUGAUCAGUCCUAAAAAUGGAAUACCGAGUAAGCUCGACGAUGAACACUUGGACACUGGACCGAAGCCAUCAGAUAGGCUGAAGAGUGCUGAGAGUCGCGAGGACGAGGAGUUCAGGGAAGCAGAGCGUCGAGCGGAAUUGGAACUGGACAGUGAGCUCGUCAUUCAUGAUAAUGGAGCGGCUCCGGCUGCUAAAGAGAAUGAGAGAGAUCUGCAGACACCAAAGGAGGUAUUACAAGAAGUCCAACCCACCGCUCCUUCACCUACCAUUGGGGGCCCAAAAAAGGAUAACGAGAAGACUGGUAUUCAGAAACCGACAAGUCGGCUAGUGCGGCCACAGAAUCGAGUCAUCCAUACUUCUCCUCAGAGUGGUGGUGUUCCCGCCAGAGCUCAGUCGGCUGCGAGACCAAGGUAG